AUGGGAUUACUUACAAUUAUUAAAAAACAAAAAUUAAAAGAUAAUGAAAUAAGAGUAUUAACAUUAGGUUUAGAUAAUUCUGGUAAAACUACCAUUAUUAAAAAAAUGUUAAAUCAAGAUAUUAAUACUAUAUCACCCACCAUGGGGUUCCAAAUCAAUACAUUAUUCUAUACCCCAAAAAACAACAACAACAAUAACAACAACAGUAACAGUAACGGUAACGAUGAAUAUACAUUGAAUAUAUGGGAUAUUGGAGGUCAAACUAGUUUAAGAUCAUUUUGGGCCAAUUAUUUUGAUAAAACCGAUAUUGUAAUAUGGGUUAUUGAUGGAUUAAGUUUAGAACGAUUAAAUGAAUCUUAUAAAGAAUUAAAACAAAAAAUAAUUUUACAAGAUCGAUUAAUUGGAAUAUAUUUAAUUGUGGUGAUUAAUAAAAUUGAUAUAAUACCUCAACGAGAUUGGUCAAAUUUAAAGACAAAAGUCAUUGAUUUAUUACAAUUGAAUAAACAAAUCCCACAACGAGAUAAAUGGCAAGUAGAAUUAGUAAGUGGGAAAACUGGUGAAGGUAUAGAUAAAGUGUUACAAUGGAUUGUCACCAGAGAAUAA
Messenger RNA from Candida albicans SC5314, 603 nucleotides. Its product is annotated as Arf family GTPase. Gene Ontology annotation, cellular component: cytoplasm; microtubule cytoskeleton. Gene Ontology annotation, biological process: protein folding. The record is from RefSeq and is a predicted model, not a curated record. The transcript has a single exon. Gene Ontology annotation, molecular function: GTPase activity; GTP binding. Bases 1 to 603 code for a protein of 200 amino acids. Lineage: Eukaryota; Fungi; Ascomycota; Pichiomycetes; Serinales; Debaryomycetaceae.